CCCUAUAUUUGGUCUGAAAUGAUGAAAUGUUCCAAUAAUUUCAAGAAUGGAAAUAUUUCUAUUAGAUUCUACCGAACUGGUCAGGGACUUGCCGGAACCUUCAACUGAUCUAUGGAUCGGUAGAAUUGCGUUCAAAAACCCAUCCAGCGGCGGUCCCGACAUGGGCAACUGCGAGAUCUGCGGCAAGCCGGAACUGCGCGCCAAAAUGAAGCGAAAACGCUUCUGCAGCGUCGACUGCGCCCGGGCGGCCAAGCAAAACUCCACCGACCAGGUCUCGUCACCGGCGCACAACGGAACGGCCUCCGCCACGGCGGCUGGAAACGGAGAAUCGGUCACGACGACGUCGUCGUCCACGGCGGUUAACCCGGUGGCGCCGUCCAAUAUAAAGUUGGAGCGGAUGGAAUCGAUGGACACGACGCCUUCGGCGCCGCCACAGUUUGCGGCGGUGACGCCCGCGAUGGACGCGGGUACGGCUACGGUUGCGGCAACGCCGCAAGCUGCGGCGGCGGCGGAUGACACUCCGGUCAUCAUGAAGUGGACCGUGCACGAGGUGUGCGACUUUAUCAAGAAUCUGCCCGGCUGCAGCGACUACGCGGAGGACUUGAUUCAGGAGAUUGAUGGGCAAGCGUUGUUGCUGCUCAAGGAGAAUCACCUGGUGAACGCGAUGGGCAUGAAGCUCGGACCGGCGCUCAAGAUUGUGGCCAAGGUGCAAGGCCUGGUGGCGAGCACGGCGCCCGAGGGACAACAGAUGCAGUAGACUGUGUACUAUAAUUUAAUCACUAUUAUUAGUUUAGUUUUGUUCGUUUUCCCCCUUUUUUGUACAUCAAUCUUUCUGUACAUAAGAAAAAAACCCUUUGUUGAUUAGGAUUUAGCAUUAUUAUUUGCUUUUUAGAAAACUCUAGACGUUAGUUGCACAUAAUAGACUUGUAGAGCGCACUCGGAAUUAGACUUAAGUUACAGAGAUGACUAUUAGACUUUAAUUUAUUUUUACCGCGUAAUGUAGCGAAAUGUCCUUAUUCAAAUCUCAAAUCUGCAGCAAAAUAAAAGUCAUUUUCUAAUUGUGUAAAUAUCAACCAUUUUUCCAAGUAGUCUUACGAACACCCCUUGAAGCUUAACAUUGUAGAAUUUAAAAGUUUUAUAAAGAAAACAAACAAACGAAUCAUUGAAACGCACUGAAAAUCUGCUAAGAAGCAACAACGUGAAUAAGAAAUAGAAGAAAACUUGCCAAAUUUUUGUAAUGGUAGUUGCUUCGUCGCGAAAGAAAACGGAAACAAAAAAUCUAAAAAACAAACUCUUCUAAAAGAUAGCAUAUGAUACACUUGUAUUGAUUAAAAGCUAAGCAGUGAAAAUGAUGUCACUAUUUGAAUGUAAUUCAUUAUUGCAAACAUUUCAAAAAUAAAGAAAAUAUGAUGUAAUUUAAAA
Molecule: messenger RNA, 1422 nt
Organism: Culex quinquefasciatus (southern house mosquito)
Lineage: Eukaryota; Metazoa; Arthropoda; Insecta; Diptera; Culicidae
Product: polyhomeotic-proximal chromatin protein-like
Cellular component (GO): PRC1 complex; nucleus
Molecular function (GO): protein binding; zinc ion binding
Source: RefSeq, a predicted model, not a curated record